Messenger RNA from Vanrija pseudolonga, 4941 nucleotides. It is a transcript of the gene dhkJ, whose product is annotated as Hybrid signal transduction histidine kinase J. The coding region runs from base 738 to 4712 and encodes 1324 amino acids. Gene Ontology annotation, biological process: phosphorelay signal transduction system; cellular hyperosmotic response; phosphorylation. The record is from RefSeq and is a predicted model, not a curated record. Gene Ontology annotation, molecular function: phosphorelay sensor kinase activity. Gene Ontology annotation, cellular component: membrane. The transcript is spliced from 9 exons. NCBI's taxonomy places the organism in Eukaryota, Fungi, Basidiomycota, Tremellomycetes, Trichosporonales, Trichosporonaceae.
CUUCCUCGUCUUCCCUCUCACAUCCUUGCUCUCUCGUCCACCACCGCCGCCGCUUGUCGAAAUUGAAUCCCGACGAGUCCUCCUCCCCGUCCCCCUGCAAAGGGACCAAACAAAUCCUUAUUAGACGACGUAGAGCCCUCGCGUCUCGCGCCGCUCGCCUUCCCCGCGAUCACGUGUCAAUCAUCACUUAAGCCUCCCUCCCUCUCUCUCUCACCGCAGCGCGCGCCGCUCGCCGCUGUCUGUCGCCGUUGACGCUACUGUUUCACUAGCGCGCGCCGUGCCGCCAGCCAGCUGCUCUUUGCGCGCACAGUACCGCAUUGUAAUCAUACCUUCCCCCACCCACCUUCCUUCCUUCCUUCCUCCCACUCGCACCACCCCUUGGGGUAGCUUCUCCCAACCUCCUUCUCUCUCGCCCUCGCUUUGCCUCUCUCUCGCCCCUCCCCCCUCCCCGCUCUGCCUCGGCACACCGUCGUUGGUUGCACCGCCCAGCUCCACCCACUACGACCAACUACGGUACUACGGCCUGAUUACCUACCGCCCGCCCCGAUUACAUCGACCAGUCGUCUCAACGCCUGAUUGUGCCUCCCUCUCCCCUCUCUGGGUGGUGACUGCUAUUGCUACUACUACAACUGCUACUCUGCCGCAUCGCAUCAUAUCACAUCGCAUCGCACCCAUCCAUCAGCAAUCUACCUUCCCUCGACUUUUCUGGCCAACAGCGCCGACACUGCACGGCCAUCAUGGCCGACACCAUGGUAGCCCAGCCCCUAGGCGCUACAGCCUUUGAGGGCCACCUACUCGGUCUCCUAUCAGAACUAGACAAACAGCCAAACCUCGCAUACCAGCAGCCGCUCUCUGCGGCCAAGACGCCCGCCGAAAAGGCCAUCGAAGAGGCCAUCCUACGUCUCGCUCGCCGCGCCGCCCAGAACGCAGCCGCCGAGCCCGUCUCCAACGGCAACGCGUCUCACCACCAGCGUCCCGCUGACAAGACGCCCCCGCCACUCGAUACCAACUACUCGUCCAUUUGCCCAACUUGUACCCGCCCCAUCGCACCGAUCACGACCCCUACACAGUCCUUCUCGGCUCUUGAACUCACCUCGCCCCGCAUUGUCAACAAAUGGAGCAGCAGAGACACGGCCCUGUCUGCGGACAAGGAACUCGAAUUACUCAAGGCGCAGGUUCAGGAUAUUGCUCGUGUGUGCAAGGCUGUCGCCACUGGCGAUCUCACCCAAAAGAUUAUCGUCCCCGUUGAGGGACAGGCUAUGACGGAACUCAAGGACAUUAUCAACUCAAUGGUCGACAGGCUCAACACUUUUGCAACAGAGGUGGAACGUGUGUCGCUCGAGGUCGGAACGGAAGGCAAGCUCGGUGGUCAGGCCGUCGUCGAAGGCGUCGAAGGGACCUGGCGCGAACUCACCAAUGUUGUCAAUCGGCUGGCUGCAAACCUUACCAACCAGGUGCGAAGCAUUGCCAAGGUCACCAAGGCUGUGGCCCGUGGUGACCUCUCGGAAACAAUCACGGUCGACGCAAAGGGCGAGGUCGCAGAGCUUGCCACGACGGUCAAUGGAAUGGUCAUGUCACUACGAUUGCUAGCAGGCGAAGUCAGUCGAGUGUCUCUCGAAGUCGGUUCUCAAGGCAAACUCGGUGGUCAGGCCUAUGUGCCGGAUGUAGAGGGCGUGUGGAAAGACCUAACAGUCAAUGUCAAUCGAAUGUGUCACUCCCUCACCACCCAAGUGCGAUCUAUCGGUAGCGUGACCACUGCAGUCGCCAUGGGAGACCUAUCAAAGACUAUUGAAAUCGAAGCCGAAGGAGAAAUGGCCGUGCUCAAGGACACGGUCAACUCGAUGGUCAAACAACUCACAAACUUCUCGGCCGAAGUUACCCGUGUCGCCCUGGAAGUCGGAACGCAGGGUAUACUCGGUGGUCAAGCCGUCGUCGAUGGUGUCGAGGGUGUGUGGGCGGACCUCACCACCAAUGUCAACAAAAUGGCCAGGAACCUCACAGACCAAGUGCGAGAGAUCGCCGAAGUCACCAAGGCUGUGGCGCGCGGAGACCUCACCAAGACGGUCAAUGCCGAUGUGCAGGGUGAAAUUCUCGACCUCAAGAUGACUGUCAACGACAUGGUGGCCCAGCUCACCGUGUUCGCCGCCGAAGUCACGCGUGUGUCCCUUGAAGUCGGUACCGAAGGCAAGCUUGGUGGACAGGCUUUAGUCCCCAACGUCGAAGGCACCUGGAAGGUUCUUACGGACAAUGUCAACCUCAUGGCCACCAACCUCACCACGCAGGUGCGAUCCGUGGCCGAAGUCACAACUGCUGUCGCUGCUGGUGAUCUCUCCAAGAAGAUUUCCGUCGAGGCGUUUGGCGAAAUCCUCCAGCUCAAGAACACUGUCAAUGCAAUGGUCGACUCUUUGAGGAGUUUCUCGUCGGAAGUCACUCGUGUCGCUCGUGAAGUCGGUACCGAUGGAAGGCUCGGCGGUCAGGCCAAGGUGCCUGGUGUCGCUGGUACCUGGAAGGACCUUACCGACUGUGUCAACGUCAUGGCUGCCAACCUUACAGUCCAAGUGCGAACCAUUGCCCAUGCUACUACCGCCGUCGCUCGUGGUGACCUCACCCAAAAGGUCGUUGGUGUCACCGUCUCGGGAGAAAUCCUCGACCUUGUCAACACCAUCAACAAUAUGAUUGACCAGCUUGCCAUCUUCGCCAAGGAAGUCACCCGUGUCGCCCGAGAGGUCGGUACGGAAGGAAAGCUCGGAGUCCAGGCCGAGGUCGGCAACAUUGAGGGCACAUGGCAGGAGAUCACGUCCAAUGUCAACACCAUGGCCUCGAACCUUACGUCCCAGGUGCGAGCCUUCGCCCAGAUUUCCGCCGCCGCCACGGACGGUGACUUUACCCGCUUCAUCACGGUCGAGGCAUCAGGUGAAAUGGACUCGCUCAAGACCAAGAUCAACCAGAUGGUGUACAACCUCCGCGAGUCGAUUGAGAAGAACACGAGCGCCCGUCAGCAGGCCGAGCUUGCCAACAGGUCAAAGUCCGAGUUCCUCGCCAACAUGUCGCACGAAAUUCGUACGCCAAUGAACGGUAUCAUUGGCAUGACGGUGCUCACGCUCGAGAGCGAGUUGACUCGCCAGCAGCGUGAGAACCUCAUGAUCGUCAGCUCGCUCGCCAGCUCGUUGCUCACCAUCAUCGACGACAUUCUCGAUAUCUCCAAGAUUGAGGCUGGUCGCAUGACCAUGGAGCAGAUUCCGUUCUCCCUCCGUCUGGCCGUCUUCAGUGUCCUCAAGACGCUCUGCGUCAAGGCCUCGCAGAACAAGCUCGACCUUAUCUACGACAUUGACACGACCAUCCCCGACCAGCUCGUCGGCGACCCUCUCCGUCUGCGUCAGGUCAUUACGAACCUGAUCGGUAACGCCGUCAAGUUCACCACCGAGGGCCAGGUUGCCCUGUCGUGCCGCGUCAAGUCGUCCAAGGAGGGUGAAGUUGAGCUGUCCUUCUGCGUCGCCGACACCGGUAUCGGUAUCAAGCAGGACAAGCUCGACCUCAUCUUCGACACAUUCGCACAGGCCGACGGCUCGACAACUCGCAAGUACGGUGGUACUGGUCUCGGUUUGACCAUCUCCAAGCGCCUGGUCAACCUCAUGAACGGUGACCUGUGGGUUGAAUCCGAGUUUGGCGAGGGCAGUCGCUUCUACUUCACCAUGGUCACCGCCACGACGUCGUACACGAACGAGCAAGUCAUCGAGCGUGUCUCGCCGUGGGCAGGCCGCGCCGUGCUCUUCAUCGACACAUUAGGCGACGAGACGGGCGUGUGCGAGAUGCUCACGGAACUCAACCUCAAGGUUACGGUUGUCAACACAGCCAACGCCGUGUGGGACCUCAAGCAGACGGACGGCUUCCCGCACUUUGACACCAUGAUUGUCGACUCGCUAACCGCGGCUGAGCGGGUGCGUACCAUUGAGCACUUGCGAUACAUUCCCAUUGUGCUCUUGGCUCCGUCCGACCGGCCAGCUGGGCCCGACAACCCGUCGUUCAUCACCAUGGACCAGGACCGGCGCAAGUUACUCGGCCUCCCGAGCCCCUCGGAGCAGCUCAUCUCGCCCGUACCCGUCAAGGACUGUCUCGACAUGGGUAUCAACACGUACUACACCACGCCGUUGAACCUGCAAGAGCUGGCCAAUGCCAUCGUGCCCGCGCUCGAGUCGCACCAGGUUCAGCCCGGCGACACGGUCAAGGACACGGUGCUGAGCAUUCUGCUUGCCGAAGACAAUGUCGUCAACCAAAAGCUCGCCGUCAAGCUGCUUGAGGUGGCUGGUCACAAGAUUGAGGUGGCGGAUAACGGCGAGAUCGCCAUUGAAAAGUACAAGAGGAGACAGCUGGCGGGUACGCCUUUUGACGUUAUCCUUAUGGACGUGUCGAUGCCAGUCAUGGGCGGUAUGGAGGCCACGGGCCUUAUCCGCGAACACGAGGCCGUGACCAACAUUGCCGCCACGCCUAUCAUUGCCUUGACGGCCCACGCCAUGAUUGGCGACAAGGAGCGCUGUCUCGCAGCAGGGAUGACCGCCUAUGUGACCAAGCCACUACGCCGCGGCGACCUGCUAGCGGCUAUCGCCAAGGUGCUAAACACCAAGCCGCAGUCUGGCGCUCCGCACUACAUGUCGGACGCCACCCAGUCGACCAUUGACGAUGUCGACCGGACGCUGGUCCUCGCCAGCCGUUAGAGCCCAUACACGCCAGCGCUAGAGCUAUACACGGCACUAGAGCUUUUCUACUGCAGCAUUACUUCUUCGUUUUGGGUCGUUGCUCCUUUUUUCGUUUUGCUCGUCUCUUGGUCUGUUAUUACAGCAAACUGUGGAUAUCGUCGCGUAUAUCUCCCUUUCACGGCAUUGCAGGGAAUACACCUGUGGUAUCGUUGUAUGGAUUGUAGCCUCAUGCAUGUGGUUGGUGGAG